This is a messenger RNA of Morus notabilis, 933 nucleotides long. RefSeq names its product RING-H2 finger protein ATL79. The coding region runs from base 251 to 805 and encodes 184 amino acids. NCBI's taxonomy places the organism in Eukaryota, Viridiplantae, Streptophyta, Magnoliopsida, Rosales, Moraceae. Gene Ontology annotation, molecular function: transferase activity. Gene Ontology annotation, biological process: protein ubiquitination. The transcript has a single exon. The record is from RefSeq and is a predicted model, not a curated record.
AAGGAAUGUAUACAAUAAAGUAAUAAAGUGAGGUUCCAAAACCAGCUCACAAACAUGACAAAAUUAUGUAAACCUCUAGUGCACGUAUGCAUUACAUGCUGCCUUAAGAUCAUAAAUCAUCCUAUUCUCCAACACCAAGCAAUCUUUUUAGCCCUUCUCCUUUCCUUUAUCUAACUCCAUCUCUUUCUGAGCAAUCAACUGAAAAGGAGAAGGAAAAACAUACCUUUUUAAAAAAAAAAAGAAAACUAAAAUGAGAGAACUGCCUGCACCACUGACCCCGCCGCCGCCAGCUCACUCAAUCCACGGCCACUCCCCUCCGUUGACAUCGCCAACACCGACGUCAUGCGAGGGCCACAGUUGCCGGUGGCGGCCCUACUCGGGCACCGGGGACUUCGAGGCCAACGCGGCGAUGAUCCUCGUCAUCCUUCUCUGCGCGCUCAUAUGCGCGCUGGCUCUCAACACCGCCAUACGCUGCUUCCUCCGCGGCCAACGGCCGCAGCAGCAGCAGCAACAGCAGCAGCAGCAACACCAAUCAAUGACUGGGGUUGGUCAUCAUGAGCCGCAGCAGAAGGGCAAUGCGGCUGCGCUGCCCGCGCUGGUUUUGUACUCGGCGGGGUUAAAGGCGAAGCUGGCGGGGGCGGAGACGGCGGCAGAAUGCGCAAUUUGUCUGUCGGAGUUCGAGGAGGGGCAGGGAAUUCGGGUCAUGGGGAGGUGCAACCAUGGCUUCCAUGACAAUUGUAUCCAUCAAUGGUUGUCUUCUCACUCCUCUUGUCCCACCUGCCGCACCGCCUGUCUUCUUCCUUGACAAAUUUGCAUACAAAACAAGUGUGGUAUAUAGCUUUUUUUUUUUUUUUGUUUUUUUUUGUUUUUUUCUCAGGAUCCUUUUUAACGAAGAACCAAAGAUUUCUGUUUAAUUAGACUAUCCAAGUCUCC